Diceros bicornis minor is the source of this 887-nucleotide messenger RNA. RefSeq names its product basic helix-loop-helix family member a9 (gene BHLHA9). Gene Ontology annotation, molecular function: protein dimerization activity; RNA polymerase II transcription regulatory region sequence-specific DNA binding; DNA-binding transcription factor activity, RNA polymerase II-specific. The record is from RefSeq and is a predicted model, not a curated record. The transcript has a single exon. Gene Ontology annotation, biological process: developmental process; regulation of transcription by RNA polymerase II. NCBI's taxonomy places the organism in Eukaryota, Metazoa, Chordata, Mammalia, Perissodactyla, Rhinocerotidae. The coding region runs from base 216 to 887 and encodes 223 amino acids.
UUGCUUCCUUCCUCUUGUUCCUCCCUCGCCAACCUACCUGGAGGCAGGUAAUAAAGCAGGAGGAGGGAGAUGGAUGGAUGGGGAGGGCGGAGAGCCACGUGGUGCCAUAAAGCCCAGGUAGAGAGGGCCGCCUGGGGAGUGUCCAGCCAACGCUCGGAAGGUGGACUGUCAGCCUUGUGAGCGGGAGCCGGAGCAUCAAGGCCCCGGAGAAGGCCAUGCACCGAGGCGCACCAGGACCGGGCCUCAGAGGCCUGAAGGGGGCCGAGGGCUCUGCUGAGGACUUGGGGGACUCUUGCCUGGAGGCCGGGAGAGAUUUUGGGGUGCUGAGAGAGAACGGCGCCCCCCGCGGCCUGGGCGAGGCAGACGAGGUGGCGAGCGGCAGAAAGCGCGCGCGGCCGGUGCGAUCCAAGGCGCGGCGCAUGGCGGCCAACGUGCGGGAGCGCAAGCGCAUCCUGGACUACAACGAGGCUUUCAACGCGCUGCGCCGGGCGCUGCGGCACGACCUGGGCGGCAAGAGGCUCUCCAAGAUCGCCACGCUGCGCAGGGCCAUCCACCGCAUCACGGCGCUCUCCCUCGUCCUGCGCGCCAGCCCCGCGCCCCGCUGGCCCUGCGGGCACCUGGAGUGCCACAGCCAGUUCGCGCGCGCCGGGGGCGCCGGGGAUGCGGGCUCCACCCCGCCGCCGCCCCUGCCGCUGCCCGCCGGGCCCAGCCUCGCGCGCUGGGACGCCGCCGGUCCCUUCGCGCCGCGCUGCGCCUCGUGCUCCCCGCACACGCUCCUGGGACGGCCCAGGGCGGUGGCCGAGGCGCAGGGCUUGGCCCAGGCCUUCGCGGGAAACUGGCGCCGGUGUCCGGGGGCUCCCUCUGCCUGGCCGCGGGACCACUUGUGA